AUGGGUUUCCAAGUGAAGCUAAAGGAUUAUAAAAAGUUUGAAAAGAAAACAGAGUAUCUCGCUGACAUUUUGGAUCAUCUAAAGACAUCGCAAUUGCCAACGAUGGUAUUCAAAUUUAAAUACGAUAGUUCAGUGGCAAAGAAUGCAGAGUUUGAUCAGUUGAUCGAGCAGUUUGGUUCGUUGUUUGGUUAUCAUGGUAGCAGUAACGACAGUUGGAACAAUAUCAUACGUGGUCGUGGUUUUGCCAACCAAUAUAUAUCGGAGGGUUGUCUCUUUGGUCAUGGAUUCUAUUUCUCAUCGGACAGCAAGGUUUCACAUUCGUUUGUAAAAAUUGGAAAAUGGUGGGAUCGUUCAGAUUUCGGUGGACGUGUAGGAUGUCUUUCGGCAUGUGAAAUCGUUGACACCGACCAGACUCACCGUGGUAUCAAAGUAUCACCUCAAUCUUCACCUAAAUCAAAACCACUCUAUCAAUACACUGAAGAUGACAAGUCACUUCCUGACCACUAUAUCGUAUCGAAAAUUGGAGGACAUAUAAGGGUUAAGUAUCUACUGAUAUUCCAAGAUCAAACCAAUACAAUGAAUCUUAAUCUUUCUUCAUCUUCCACAUCCAACAACCUCUCCAACCAAAACAAUAAUCAAAACCAUGACAAUAACACCAAUCAUACAAUUAACAACAACAAUAAUAAUAACAGUGUAAAUAGAAUCAAAAAUUUAAUUCCUCGACAACUGAAUAUAUUCAUAGUAUUAUUUAUUCUCUAUGCAAUUGUAUUGGUGAUUGCAGGAAAUCCAUGGAUAUUUUCAAUUGGUACACAAAAGAAAAGUUUCAAAAAGAUAGUUUCAAAAUUAGAAUUGUAA
Heterostelium album PN500 is the source of this 855-nucleotide messenger RNA. RefSeq names its product polyADP-ribose polymerase. The coding region runs from base 1 to 855 and encodes 284 amino acids. The record is from RefSeq and is a predicted model, not a curated record. NCBI's taxonomy places the organism in Eukaryota, Evosea, Eumycetozoa, Acytosteliales, Acytosteliaceae. The transcript has a single exon.